Molecule: messenger RNA, 2397 nt
Organism: Gorilla gorilla gorilla (western lowland gorilla)
Lineage: Eukaryota; Metazoa; Chordata; Mammalia; Primates; Hominidae
Gene: GLRX3
Product: glutaredoxin 3
Exons: 12
Coding region: 34-1230 (398 amino acids)
Biological process (GO): intracellular iron ion homeostasis
Cellular component (GO): nucleus; cytosol
Source: RefSeq, a predicted model, not a curated record
GACACUGGAUUGCUUCUGUCUGGCGGCGGCAGCAUGGCGGCGGGGGCGGCUGAGGCAGCUGUAGCGGCCGUGGAGGAGGUCGGCUCAGCCGGGCAGUUUGAGGAGCUGCUGCGCCUCAAAGCCAAGUCCCUCCUUGUGGUCCAUUUCUGGGCACCAUGGGCUCCACAGUGUGCACAGAUGAACGAAGUUAUGGCAGAGUUAGCUAAAGAACUCCCUCAAGUUUCAUUUGUGAAGUUGGAAGCUGAAGGUGUUCCUGAAGUAUCUGAAAAAUAUGAAAUUAGCUCUGUUCCCACUUUUCUGUUUUUCAAGAAUUCUCAGAAAAUCGACCGAUUAGAUGGUGCACAUGCCCCAGAGUUGACCAAAAAAGUUCAGCGACAUGCAUCUAGUGGCUCCUUCCCACCCAGCGCUAAUGAACAUCUUAAAGAAGAUCUCAACCUUCGCUUGAAGAAAUUGACUCAUGCUGCCCCCUGCAUGCUGUUUAUGAAAGGAACUCCUCAAGAACCACGCUGUGGUUUCAGCAAGCAGAUGGUGGAAAUUCUUCACAAACAUAAUAUCCAGUUUAGCAGUUUUGAUAUCUUCUCAGAUGAAGAGGUUCGACAGGGACUCAAAGCCUAUUCCAAUUGGCCUACCUAUCCUCAGCUCUAUGUUUCUGGAGAGCUCAUAGGAGGACUUGAUAUAAUUAAGGAGCUAGAAGCAUCUGAAGAACUAGAUACAAUUUGUCCCAAAGCUCCCAAAUUAGAGGAAAGGCUCAAAGUGCUGACAAAUAAAGCUUCUGUGAUGCUCUUUAUGAAAGGAAACAAACAGGAAGCAAAAUGUGGAUUCAGCAAACAAAUUCUGGAAAUACUAAAUAGUACUGGUGUUGAAUAUGAAACAUUCGAUAUAUUGGAGGAUGAAGAAGUUCGGCAAGGAUUAAAAGCUUACUCAAAUUGGCCAACAUACCCUCAGCUGUAUGUGAAAGGGGAGCUGGUGGGAGGAUUGGAUAUUGUGAAGACGGGGUCUGGCUCUGUCACCCAGGCUGGAGUGCAGUGGCACGAUUAUGGCUCAUUGCAGCCUCGACUUCUCGGGGCCAAGCGAUCCUCCUGCCUCAGCCUUCUGAGUAGCUGGGACCACAGGCGUGCAGCACCAUGCCCACCUAAUUUUUUAUUUCUUGUAGAGAUGAGGUCUCCUGCCUCAGCCUCCCAAAGUGCUGGAAUUUACAGGAGUGUCGGCUGUGCCCCUUGUGAUGGAUGAGGAAGGGUAUCCACCUUUCUGAAUCAGACACAAGCUGCAGUAGCUUCCUGAUGCCUCAUUCACCAGGAUGGGUAACUUUAAAGACAAGUUUUAUAACUGGCAUCCCAUCUGGUUUCAGAGUCUUGGGGGCUUUUUUCAUACAGCUUUGUCUGAUAUUUAGAGACAUUCAGAUUCAGAAGACAUGAGUUCAGUUAGCUCAUGGGCCGGGCACGUGCACUGACUCACUGGCUGCAGCAGAACAUGUUGAGGAAGGAGUCUUGGUGCACUUAGGUCACUGUAAGGUUCUAGGGCUAGGAGCUGGGUUUUGAACCAGGAUCUAUCAGCGCAGCCCCAGUGCUGUGCUUGAAGCCUCGUGCCACACUGGCUUUGAGGUAGCACGCUGCAAGUUAGUGAGUGGAGUUGCCCAAGUCUGGGGCUUCUGAAAUGACCUGGUAUUUUUACGUUCCUGUUAGAAAUGGUGUGGCUUUUACAAAUUAAGUGCCAGGCUGGGCACAAUGGCUCGUGCUUGUAAUCCCAGCACUUUGGGAGGCGGAGGCAGGCGGGUUGCUUGAGCUCAGGAGCUUGAGACCAGCCUGAGCAACAUAGCGAAACCUCAUAUCCACAAAAAAUAAAAAAUUAACUGGUCAUGGUGGUGUGCACCUGUAGUCCCAGCUACUUGGGGAGCUGAGAUGGGAGGAUUGCUUGAGCCCAGGAGGUCAAGGCUGCAGUGAUCGUGCCAUUGCACCCCAGCUUGGGUGACAAAAUAAGAGCCUGUCUCAGAAAAAAAAAACAGAACAAAAAAACCUAAUUGCCCGGACCCGCAAAUUCUGACUGAAAAAGACCUUCUUGUUCUCCCCAUGGUCGUUCAUCUAAAUGGUUGUCAGUGGUACGGUGUUCAUCUUUUCUCAAAAAACCAAGUUUUAUUUGAGGAAGUUACAGAUUUCCAUAUGAACUCCUAGAGAGAGAGCCUGCCCUUGUUCAGGGUUGCCCGGGGGAUGCCUGCCAUGUGGUAAGGUAAGGGUUUCUCUGCCCCUCAUCUCCCAGCCUGCUGUCCCCAGGAGCGAGUUCCCUAACCCCUAGCCCUGUCGUUGAGCCCAAGCUUGUAACCUGGAUAUGGGAGCUGUCUAUUUAGGAAGAAGGCAUGCGUGGUAAUUUCUAAAUGAAUUAAAAUAGAUUUUUAUGCUCUUG